UUUCAUGAUUGGAUUGCUGAACUCGGUUUCAACCGUCGCCCGAGUUCUCCAUGGGUGCUGGCGCGUCGGUGGACACAACAAAUGGGUCCCUCGUGCCAGCAUUGACGCCGCGGGUCAUGGUCUCCAUGCAAGCCAAGACGAGGUUGACUCCCGACGAACUGCAGUUGCUUGGGGCGCAUUUCCAACGGUACCAGCUACAGGACAGUCCAGCCGAUGCCAUCAGCUCUGACACUGUGACUUUGCCAACGGGGAGCGUCGACCGCGUCAAGUUCCAGCAAGCCAUGGGCCUUCCUGAAAAGGAAUCCAUCUAUGCCGAUCGUCUUUUCCACUUGAUCGACGCCAACCACGAUUCUCGCAUCUCGUUUGACGAGUUUGCCCAGAGCGUGUCGUUGUUGUCUACAAAAGCUACAUUGCCUGAGAAAAUACGAUUGUCGUUUGACAUUCUCGACAUGGACGGCGACGGCAAACUGUCCAAGCCCGAACUCACCACCAUGCUGCACACGACCACAUCCGAAAACAACAUCAAACUGACCAAAGAACAGAUCGAGCUCAUCGUUGACAAGACGUUUGUCGAGAUUGGCGCUGACAAGGAAGGCGUCAUCACGUUCGACGCGUACUCUGCCCUCGUCACGAAAAACGAAGGCAUGAUCAGCCACUUGUCCGUCAACCUUGCGUACCUGUUAAGCUCUACGGGCGUUCAGGCGACGCUUCAAGCAACCCAAUGAUAAUGUAACAUAACGACAUAGCUCUAGCCUACCUACAAUUGUAGCUGUGUCCACAACAUCGAAGAAAUCCGGUUUGCAACCGAACCAUCCAAUCACCAAUUACG
Messenger RNA from Aphanomyces astaci, 829 nucleotides. RefSeq lists its product as hypothetical. Lineage: Eukaryota; Oomycota; Saprolegniomycetes; Saprolegniales; Verrucalvaceae. Gene Ontology annotation, biological process: calcium-mediated signaling. Bases 51 to 725 code for a protein of 224 amino acids. The transcript has 2 exons. Gene Ontology annotation, molecular function: kinase binding; calcium ion binding. The record is from RefSeq and is a predicted model, not a curated record.